This is a messenger RNA of Phragmites australis (common reed), 2244 nucleotides long. RefSeq names its product autophagy-related protein 18d-like. The record is from RefSeq and is a predicted model, not a curated record. Bases 714 to 1928 code for a protein of 404 amino acids. Gene Ontology annotation, biological process: protein localization to phagophore assembly site; nucleophagy; autophagy of mitochondrion. NCBI's taxonomy places the organism in Eukaryota, Viridiplantae, Streptophyta, Magnoliopsida, Poales, Poaceae. Gene Ontology annotation, cellular component: extrinsic component of membrane; phagophore assembly site membrane; cytosol. Gene Ontology annotation, molecular function: protein binding; phosphatidylinositol-3-phosphate binding; phosphatidylinositol-3,5-bisphosphate binding. The transcript has 4 exons.
CCCUCCCUCCCUCCCUCCCCCUCUCUCUCUCGACAUCCUCCUCCGAUUAUCCCUUGGGGAUUCGCGUCUUCCCGAACCUUCCGCGGCGACCGCCCGUCCAUCCGUUCGUUCCCCCAGCUCUCAUCGGAUCGCUGCCACUCUCCGCGCCGGACAUGGUGGCUCGGCCCAGAUCCGGGCGUCUCUCUGCCGCGGUUGCGCCUCGCGUCCUUCUCCCGUCGGCUUGCUCGUCCCCUCUGGACUGGUGCGUCUGGACACGAAUCUAUUUCCUCUUAUGUUGAUGAGGAAGCCCUAGCUUGCCUGGAUGGAUCGUUCGCUUUCAUCUGCAGAACUCUAUUCUUUUGUGUGAGAGUUUAAUUUCCAAAAUUGUUAGGGGAUCAACUGAACCCCCAUGCCCCCCCCCCCCCCAACCACCACCUGGCAGCUAGCUUUUCCUGUAGAAGUAAAACUAAGUAUCGAAGCGUUGCGCUCGAGGUUCGGCAGUCUGAUGAUUGUUGGUAUUAUGCUGCCGACGAAAAAAUUGUAUUUUUUCUUCCUUUUUGGACUGCAGGCCUGCAGCUGUUUCCUUUUUCUGUCAAUUCACCAUCUGUGUAUCUAUAGCUCAAUGCUUGUUUUCUACUUGGCGGUGGCAAAAAAUCAAUUGGCAAGGCAACAGCCCUGGGUGUAGUGAGCUGAUUGCAUUUAGAAUCGAUUGAUUUGGCUUCAAUGCUCUCCACAUGAGCUCACAAGUCUCCACAUCAAGGGGUCUGCAUCCCCCGAGCAAGCUUGGGACAUUCGAGUCCCCUCACACCUGGCCGCUUUCUGCACCUACUAGCCAGCCUGAAGUAGGUCGUGGUGACAACCAGGAGGUCAGGCUGUUGUCGGUUUCUUGGAAUCAGGAUUGUGGUUGCUUUGCUGCCGGUACCAGCACCGGCUUCAGGAUCUUCAAUUGCGACCCUUAUAAGGAGACUUUCAGGAGGGAUCUCAAGAAUGGCGGGUUUGGGAUUGUUGAGAUGCUGUUCCGUUGCAACAUCCUUGCCCUUGUAGGCGGUGGCUCCAAUGUGCAGUAUCCGCCAAACAAGGUGAUGAUCUGGGAUGAUCACCAGAGCCGUUGCAUUGGAUUCGCCUUUCGCUCUGAUGUUCGGGCUGUAAAGUUGGGAAAGGACUACAUUGUAAUUGUUCUUGAGCGGAAGAUAUAUGUUUACAACUUCACGGAUUUGAAGCUGCUCCACCAGAUUGACACCCUGUCAAAUCCCAAAGGAUUGUGCUGCCUCUCCCAUCAUUCCAAUACUUCAGUGUUGGCCUGCCCUAGGGUGCACCAGGGGCAUGUUCAUGUAGAGCAUUUUGGGCUGAAGGUGACAAAGAUGAUUACGGCUCAUGAUUCACACAUUUCUUGCAUGGCCUUAACUAUGGAUGGUCUCCUACUGGCAACAACAAGCAUGAAGGGCACUUUGAUCAGAAUUUUUAACACAAUGGAUGGCACCCGCUUGCAAGAGGUACGUAGAGGGCUUGACAAAGUAGAAAUAUAUAGCAUUGCGCUAUCGCCCAAUGUGCAGUGGUUGGCUGUGUCCAAUGACAAAGGAAUUGUUCAUAUUUUCUCUCUGAGAGUCAGAGUUGCUAGGGAGGAUGCAAGCAAUGAGCAACGCACUCUUGAAGGUCCACGAAUGGAUCACCAGAACUCUUCCAGUUCUAUUAACCCUCUUAUUCAAACGAGCACUGGAUCCAAUGCGAGUUCAUCGUUGUCUUUCAUGAGGGGGAUUCUGCCAAAGUAUUUCAGUUCAGAGUGGUCAUUUGCUCAGUUCCAUUUACCAGAAGUGACACGCUACAUAGUAGCCUUUGGCGCUCAGAACACUGUAAUGAUGGUUGGCCUGGAUGGCAGCUUCUACAGGUGCAGCUUCGACCAAGUCAAUGGAGGGCAGAUGUUACAGAAGGAAUACUUCUGGUUUCUGUAGGCCGACAACAGAGCACCCUUCCGGACUUCAUCCACCUGAAUUGCAUGAAGAUCAUAUCACCCUGUAAAUAUGGAAGGUUGUGCUCAGUCCAUUGUACAUAUCAUCUUCUCGCUGGCUAAGUUAUAGGCAGCCGGAAUAAGGAGAGCUGACUGUUGGACCACAACCUACUUUGUUACCUGUUCCGGAGCAGUUGUCCUCCCAUCCUAAUUGCAAUCAUCAUUUGAUAACUUUUUAUUUCUAAGAACAAGAACACCCUCAACAUAUUCAUAAACAAAAUCUCAAGGAUGAAUAUAAAAAUCUGACCUGAGACUUGCUA